Molecule: messenger RNA, 948 nt
Organism: Cottoperca gobio
Lineage: Eukaryota; Metazoa; Chordata; Actinopteri; Perciformes; Bovichtidae
Gene: urad
Product: ureidoimidazoline (2-oxo-4-hydroxy-4-carboxy-5-) decarboxylase
Exons: 2
Coding region: 363-893 (176 amino acids)
Biological process (GO): allantoin metabolic process; urate catabolic process
Cellular component (GO): peroxisome
Molecular function (GO): 2-oxo-4-hydroxy-4-carboxy-5-ureidoimidazoline decarboxylase activity
Source: RefSeq, a predicted model, not a curated record
UUGUGGUGUAAUUGGAAACCAUUUCCUUCAUGUGAAGCCAGACCUUAUUGAACUUUCAUUAUAUACGCCUAGAUGACACAACACUGAGGAGAAAAUACAAUAAAUAGUCUACCCCAGAACCGAGCGUUUGGAGUUGUAUCAACUUCCUGUUUCUUUUCCUUGUGCACUAGGAGACGCCAUAGAUCAGUCUGCAUGUGUGAAACGCAUCUUAAAUGUGCAUCACAACAUCGACUGUGAUCUGACAAAGAAAAUAUUAACCGCAGCCAGGCGCAGGGGGGGCUGCUCUGUGUGUCCAACAGUGCAUUAACCCUUGUCCGAAGGUCAACACACUCUGCCUGUGCAACUACUGAAGAGAGUCCCGCAUGAACAUGGACAUCGCCACAGUGAAUGCUCUCACUUACGAGGAUUUUGUAAAUAUUUUGGGCAACGUGGUGGAGAAAUGUCCCAUUAUAACAGCUGCUGUGUGGUCGGGGCGUCCAUUUUUUAACUUGACUGCUUUGGAGGCUGCGAUCAGUGAAUUCAUCGAUGCUCUCCCAGAUUCAGGUAAAGAGGGGAUCCUCAGGUGUCACCCAGACCUCGCGGGCAGGGACCUCCAGAGUGGCUCGUUGACCCGGGAGUCGCGCGAGGAGCAGGCAGGAGCCGGGAUGGACGCGCUGAACUCCGCGGAAGCCUCGCGCGUGGCCAGGCUCAACGAGGAGUACAAGGAGCGCUUCGGGUUCCCGUUUGUCAUCUGCGCCCGGAUGAACGACAAGGCGAACAUACUACGGCAGCUGUCCGAGCGCUGUCAGAACGAGCGCGCGGUGGAGAGGGCGCGCGGCAUCGAGGAGGUGAAGAAGAUAUGUCGCCUGCGUCUUCAAGGUCUCGUGCUCACUGACGCUCACAACAAGUUAUGAACCUUAAUUACUGGAGUUUAUAUUGGAUGUCUCUUGUGCCACCCGGAUGUAAAGA